Molecule: messenger RNA, 908 nt
Organism: Manihot esculenta (cassava)
Lineage: Eukaryota; Viridiplantae; Streptophyta; Magnoliopsida; Malpighiales; Euphorbiaceae
Exons: 4
Coding region: 192-797 (201 amino acids)
Source: RefSeq, a predicted model, not a curated record
UGUCUUUUAUAUCCUUGGAGAUUCUGAUAAGACAGAGGCUGGGAGAUUUAUUUGGUUAAAAUUCAUUUCAUAAAUCAUACCUUGGAAUCCUCUCUCGUGUGCGUAGAGCAACUUCGUCGCCUCUACGGGCAAUCUUUCAUAAUUCUCCGUGUUCUUGAAUCACACCAAUCUUGAUUGCGACGCGUCAAGGGAUGGCUGUCACUGUUCGUCAAAUGUCUCUGAUUGUUGCGACUCUAGGGGCCAUAUCGUUCAUUUUUGGGAUAAUCGCCGAAAAUAAGAAGCCUGCUGCUGGAACUCCCAUCACUGGUAAAGGUGUUGUUAUUUGCAAGUAUCCAUCCGAUCCUACUGUUGUCUUGGGAUAUCUCUCUUUCGGAUUUCUCGUAGCAUCUGCGGUGGCCGGUUUUCUCUCUCUAUUUUAUCCUUACAAAGGGAAAUCUGUUCCGCAGUCUGCAAUUUUUCGAAGUACCAGUUUCCUUGUAUUCUUCAACAUUGCCUUGUUUACGGCGGGAUUAGCAGCUGCUUUAUUGUUAUGGCCAACAAUCACAGAGCAUUUUCACUUGAAUCGCAAAGUUCAUCACAAUCUUGAGACAGAUUGCCCCACUGCUAAGACUGGUCUACUGGGUGGUGGUGCUUUUAUUUCUCUCGAUUCAACCCUCUUUUGGCUAGUUUCCCUUAUGUUAGCUGAUAAUGCCCGCGAGGACUACUUUGACGAGGUAGAGAAAGAUUACAAGGGUGAACAUGAGCUGGUUGUUACAGAUGAUUACCAUGUACCUGCACACCUCAAGGGCGCUGCAUAAAAGCAAAAGCAGGAUGGCUUGAAUUGAAGUAUCUUUGUUUUUAGAAAUUUCCUAAUCACAUGAAUAAUUCAGUUGUCAUAAAGACUAAAGAGGCAACUCUACAAAAUUGGA